Electrophorus electricus (electric eel) is the source of this 2570-nucleotide messenger RNA. It is a transcript of the gene txndc9, whose product is annotated as thioredoxin domain containing 9. The record is from RefSeq and is a predicted model, not a curated record. NCBI's taxonomy places the organism in Eukaryota, Metazoa, Chordata, Actinopteri, Gymnotiformes, Gymnotidae.
ACACAAAUGUCUGCUGUUUCAUAUUGCUUUCCGAGUUGAACCUUUAACCGUUUUUCGUUCAUAUUUUUUUCUGACAAAAUAUAGGGUGGACGGGUCCCAGAGCCUUUGUGCUAGCUGACUAGCUAACGCUAACGUCGUAGCUUCGUUCUAAUCUAGCUAGCGCGUAAUUUAGCUGACUGGCUAACUGGAUAAUUCGGUUGGCUAAGAACUUCCAGAUCGACCGAAAGGCGUUCGUUAUCCUUCUCUUAACUCCGAAAAGAGUCGCAAGCAAUCGGAUGUUUAUUUUAGACAAUACGGGUACUGUGAUUAGCUAGCUAUAUGUUUAGCUAGCUUGCUAACGCUACGCUUCGUGCGAUUUCAUCCGCCAGCGGCUAUAUGAAGCCCCAUUCCUGUCAUAACCUAGAUUAUCUGAGGUGGUUGCUGAUUGAGCGUUGUCAGGCGUUUUUGUUAGCUUGCUGCUAGCUAGCCUAGCUAUUUCCACCGCGCAGCUAACGGCUAAUAUGUCGGGACUCGCAUGUAUUGUUAUGGCUACGCGGACACGCUGUCAUGAGUAGCGUUAGCGGAUUUCUACAUUUCUGUCCUAGUAAGACCUUCCAGUCGACUAGAUUUGCAUUUUGGGGUGUUUUUUUUCUCCCAAUAAUCAGGUUAUAAAAAUAAAACAACAAGGAUAUCCAGCUGGCGUUAGCUACAUUAUGAGCGAGAUUGUUGGUUUCCAUGGACACGCCUAAGCCGGACUACAGUGGGCGCGUGCCAUCUUACUACUCCCCGAAACUCAGAGUUUAACGAUUAAUCAAUCAAAUAUACAACACGAAACUCGUUAGUGGCUUCGGUCAUCUAAUAAUUGAUUUAAUUUUCCAAACUCCAGAAACACAACUGCACUUUGUUGUCAUCAGAGCUGCAGCUAUAACGCUUUCCAGAAGCAAGAGCGGGGAUGGCCAGUCAGUCGAUGGAGAUUGUAGCGACGGCGCUGGAGCAGCAGGUGUUGCACUCGGCGCGCCUGGUUGAAGAGCAGCUGGACGCGGAGCUGGAGAAGCUGGAGCGCCUGGAUGAGGACGAGCUGGAGCGCCUGAAGGACAGGAGACUGGAAGCCCUCCGGAAAGCCCAGAAACAGAAGCAGGAGUGGCUCUCAAAAGGCCAUGGUGAAUACAGAGAGAUCCCAAGCGAGAAAGACUUCUUUGCUGAGGUCAAAGAAAGCAAGAAUGUGGUUUGCCAUUUCUACAGGGAUACCACUUUCAGAUGUAAAAUUUUAGAUAAGCACUUGGCUGUAGUGGCAAAGAAGCAUCUGGAGACAAAGUUCAUCAAGCUGAAUGUGGAGAAGGCGCCCUUCCUGACCGAGAGGCUUAGGAUCAAAGUCCUCCCUACUCUGGCACUGGUUAAAGACGGGAAGACCAAGGACUACGUGGUGGGCUUUACCGAUCUGGGUAACACGGACGAGUUCACCACUGAGAUGCUGGAGUGGAGGCUGGGCUGCUCAGACAUCAUCAACUACAGUGGGAAUCCUUUGGAGCCCCCUACAGUCAGGCAGAAAGCAGGGUCAAAGUUCACCAAGGUGGAGAAAAAGACGAUAAGAGGGAACGGCUGUGACUCGGACUCGGACGACUAAAGAACACAAAUCUUUCCAAUUUUCUCAGGGCUUCCUACAAAAAGUACUAAGUCUUGUAGAACCAACUUGGCUUACUUGUUUGUCUUUUUGUAUGUUUUACUCAAUUUUCAUACUUCGUGUUUAACACUUAAUUGUGAUCAUUUUGCUUUGAUAAAGUAAUUAAAUACUGAUGCCUGGGAUUUCCUAAUCCUCUCCUCACGCUGUCUUGAGUGCCACGGACAGUCGGAUACGUUCGUUUCGCCGUGGACUUCAGAGACGUGGAGCCUCACGAGUUCCAACUAGCACAGUCGCGCAAUAAAUUCAACAGUGCUUCACUGAUGGAACUGAAAUCCCGUCCUCCAUUUGAUAGCGUAUACUUUAUUCCUCAGGUCCUCUCCUGUUCGAGCAUGACUUGGCUAAAUUCUGCAAGGCAAAAUUAGCUAAAUUCUAGCGCAGGACAGCCUUCAACCCUGCUGGACCACAGAGGCUUGUACAUGUACGUUAUUCUUCGUUUCACCUCUGGGAAUGACAGUGCCGUGGAUGCAGAUGGUACUGUAUUCCCUUGAAAUUAAGAGCACAUGUUGGUUGGGAAACCUGAGACCUGACAUUGGCUAGAUAAUGGACUUCUAUUUGCUCCCCAGGUUUGAACUAAGUGAAGAGAUAAUGUUUUUUUUCCAUCAGGCCACCAAGAAGUGAAAUAUCAUGGGUUAAAUGUGAGUGUUUUUGCCCUACAUGAGUGUUAUGCUCAAGAAUGUUUGUUUUGUGCAUAAAACAAGUGUCAAGACAGCCAGCAUUCUGCUAAUCCACUCCUCUCUGAUCUAUGUAACUGGCAAUAGCCUUGGGUUUUCUUUUUCUAUAAGUAAAUUACUAGUUAUUAAAAACAUUGUCUUCUAUUUUAUUGUCCAUAUAAAUCUGGGUAACAGCAGGGAAAGGUUUACUCAGAUUUUAACUUUGGCUGCUGCUCAAUAAAUUCAGUCAUUUAAGUUGG